Ricinus communis (castor bean) is the source of this 3344-nucleotide messenger RNA. Its product is annotated as pentatricopeptide repeat-containing protein At1g50270. The transcript is spliced from 2 exons. The record is from RefSeq and is a predicted model, not a curated record. Gene Ontology annotation, molecular function: protein binding; RNA binding. Bases 244 to 2031 code for a protein of 595 amino acids. Lineage: Eukaryota; Viridiplantae; Streptophyta; Magnoliopsida; Malpighiales; Euphorbiaceae. Gene Ontology annotation, biological process: RNA modification.
CUUAAGCAAGAUGUGAUAGCAAAUAGGUUUUUCCUUUUUUUCGCGUAUGUGCACAAUCUAAGAAAAGUUGGUCUCUGUUGUACGAUUAAUGUUGAUGGAUAUGAUGUCCCGAUAACCACUAGAAAGAAGGAAAAAACAAUAUAUAUAUAUGGUCCAGUAUCAUGUUUUGAACCGCAAACUAUAUAUAGACACCAUACAUGCCUGUUGAUUGUCGCUGAUCUUCAUUUUAUGAGCAGAGAAUGAAUGUCUGCAAGCAAGGAGCUGACCACAUUACUAUACCAUCACAAAAUUUUAAAACAUUUCAAGCAAAUUCACUCUUUUCUCAUCACUCAUGGCCUCUCGGACCACACGUUCUUCCUUACUAAACGCCUCCAUUCCCCUACUCUAUACCAAACCGACCACAUUGAGACACUACCCAGUACCAUCCAUUUAUGGAACACCAUUAUCAGUGGCUUCUCUAUCAGUUUUCAACCCCAAAAAUCUCUUCUUUAUUAUACAAUAAUGCGCCGAAUUGGUAUUCUUCCAGAUAACCAAACAUACAAUUUGCUUCUCAAGUCGUAUCCGCAGUUGGAAAAUCGAAAACCAUUUGACAUUUACGCUCAUAUCGUGAAGUACGGCUUGGAUUUUGACAAUUCGGUGACAAAUUCUCUGAUCACUGCAUUUUCAAACUGUGGGUGCGUUCAGUUUGCACAUCAAGUGCUUGAUGAAAGUCCACAUAGGAAUUUGGUUACUUGGACUGCAAUGAUUGAUGGGUAUGUUAGAAACGGUUUUCCUGUUGAUGGAAUAAAAUGUUUCAAAAAGAUGAGAUCAAUGGGUGUGAAGAUUGAUGAGAUAACUGUUGUUAGUGUUCUUUGUGCAGCAGGGAUGGCUGGUGAUGUUUGGUUUGGAAGAUGGGUUCAUGGUUUUUAUGUAGAAUCAGGAAGAGUGAAAUGGGAUGUUUAUAUUGGUAGUUCUCUACUAGAUAUGUACUGUAAAUGCGGUUAUUGUGAUGACGCCUGUAAACUGUUUAAUGAAAUGCCAGUGAAAAAUAUCGUUUGUUGGAGUGCGUUGAUAGCUGGUUAUGUGCAAUGUAAUAGAUUCAAGGAUGCAUUACUUCUCUUUCAGGACAUGCUACUGACUGAUGUUAGACCUAACCAAUGUACUUUGUCUAGUGUUCUCACUGCUUCAGCUCAACUGGGUGCAUUGGAUCGAGGAAGAUGGGUGCAUGAUUAUAUAGAUAGGAACUCGUUAGAAAUGAAUUCAAUUCUUGGGACAGCACUGAUAGAUAUGUAUGCAAAAUGUGGCUGUAUAAGUGAGGCUUAUGUGGUGUUCAAUAAGUUGCAUAUAAAAAAUGUCUACACUUGGACUGCCAUGAUUAAUGGUUUGGCAAUGCAUGGAGACGCCUUAAGCUCGUUGAAUCUUUUCAGUCACAUGAUUAGUAACGGGGUUCAGCCAAAUGGAGUUACCUUCGUUGGUAUUCUCAAUGCUUGUGCUCAUGGAGGUCUUGUACACAUUGGACGUGGAUUGUUUGAUAUGAUGAAGCACAUGUAUAAUUUGGAGCCGAAUGUAGAUCAUUAUGGUUGUAUGGUUGAUCUACUAGGUCGGGCAGGGUACUUGGAGGAUGCAAUAAAGUUGAUUGAAGAUAUGCCAGUGAAGCCUACACCUGGUGUAUGGGGAGCUCUGUUUGGUGCCUGUAUGAUACACAAGGCUUUUAACCUAGGGGAAUAUGUAGGGAAUCUUUUAAUCAGGCUUCAGCCCAGUCACAGUGGUAGAUAUGCACUCCUAGCAAAUAUGUAUUCAGAAUAUGGUAAAUGGGAUGCAGCUGCACAUGUAAGAAAGAUAAUGAAAGGGAAAGGCAUUGAGAAGAAACCAGGGCAUAGCUGGAUAGAAGUGAACGGUUUAGUUCGCAAAUUUAUUGCCUUUGAUGGAUCGCAUUCUGAAUCAUGUGAUUUAUAUGAUAUGUUAAACAAUAUCAUGGAUCAGCUGAAGCUUGCUGAUCAUCUUCCAGAGACCAAAUCAUUGACAUUUGACAUAGUGACAUUUGAUGCAUAAUAAUUUAUUUUCAGUCAAUUUACUUGAUAAAAAGAUUAUCCAUCUAGUUUCUGCGCUUGCACUUACGCUCAAUUAGCUUCGGAUCACAGACAUUGGAUUAAGGAGCAGAUAGCAAGGGGUUGAUUUAUUAGUUUAUGGGAAACGAGCACUUGUUCAACUGGGCUGUCUUUUGUGCUACACCAAUUUAUAUGAUUGACAUACUGGAGCACUACCCUGCUUCCGUCAAGUUUAUUGAUUAACUACAACUCUGCUGGUUCAACCCCCUCAACCUUUCAGUCUUAGAGAUGUUGGGAAUGCGGGAGUCACAGGUUUUUCUUCUCUAUCUACCUACCAAUAUUGAUGGGCAUCCAAACUGUGUGUCCCAUAUCCAUUGCGAUGGGCUUCCCAAUGAACAGAAGUAGGCCAUGUCCUGUAUCUGGACCAAACUGAACCAUCUCAGUAACCUUGAGAAAAAAUGUGCAUUGUGGCCCAUUUACAGGAUGCAUGUUGUAUGGAGCAUAUAAAGCUGAGUAAUGGCCUCUAGAAUGGUAGUUGGUGGUACAAUGCCUUUGUCAUAUAAGACAGAGACAGUCAUCAGUACCAUGGCAAUAAAGGAAGAUAGAGUGAUGAUGUCAUGAGCGCAACGCCUCUGAGAACAUUAUGUGCUCAUUUUGGUCAGGUAUUGUCACAGAAUAGAAGCCGUUUGUUUAAGGACCUGAAAAAAGUAAGUCAGGAGUGGAGCCUGGGUAGUGACAAAGGUGCGACAUGCUUUGGAGUUUAGCUUGUGACCCUUUCCUGAAUGAUUAGGUUUGGCUUGAUUCUCUAUAUUUUGCAGAAGCACUUGCCAAGGUACCAGUUUCAAACUUUGAAAUAGUUUUGCAGGUCUGUCUUUAUAAAAGGUCUGACAGCCCCUCAUGUCACUCUGGAAGCUAGCAAAGGGCUGAAAAUAAAUUAUAGAAUCAAAACUCUUGCGCAUUGCUAAUGGUGAUGGAGGGUUAGCAAUAGCAAAUAUCAGAUCCGAAUUGGGCAUUUUCCAAAAAUUAAAAGAAUAUAGGGAAUAAAGAAAACACAUAAGAUUUCAGUGAUAAUCUUGACAACUUCUUUUAACUAGAUAAGGUUAUCUUCUAUCACUAUUAUCUUAAAAAUGAUAAUGGCCAUGUCCAACUUUCCUUAGCUGACCUAUAUUUCUAGUUUUAUUAUUGUUGCUAGUAUUAUUUUUAUCUUUAUUUCUAUAUAUUUUAGUAGUACUUGUCAUAUGUUAUCAAAGAUUCUUGCUUGAUUUGCACUGAUCUUGAGAUUGGCUAUUAUUAUAAUUUGUUUUGAGUUUUUCAGUU